CUUUCCUUUGCAGGAUUCAAGCCCAAUAUAUUCUCUCUGUUUUAUAUUCUUUCACAUUUUCCUUCUGUCUCUCUAUCGUUACGAGCUUCUUUGUUGAGACCUUCUCCUAACCCAGGAACAACAGUUUGUCCCUCGAUUUGCAUAUAGUAAUGGCAUCCGGAUCAUCGGGUCGGGCUAAUUCUGGUUCUAACGGUUUCGAUUUUGCGUCUGCUGACAUUCUCUAUUCUUAUGAGGACUAUAACAUCAACCAAGACUCCUCCAACGGAGGCCACUCAUCCGAUCCUGUUGUCGGGAGCAAUUCCAGCAAGGAUUUCCAUAAAAGCACAAUGACCAGAUUGUCAGUGUUUCCUGCCACUUCCUAUGGUCAGCCAGAAGACUCUUUCAACCAAGAUGUGUCUUCUAUUGUUGAAAAAAGCAUGAAAAAAUAUUUUGGCAAUCUCAUGCGCUUUCUUGAAGGAAUCAGUUCACGGCUCUCGCAGUUGGAAGUCUAUUGCUACAAUCUUGAUAAAUCAAUUGGAGAAAUGCAAUCUGAUUUAUCUUGUGACCAUGGGGAGGAAGAUUUAAAACUUAAAUCUCUUGAGAAACAUCUUCAAGAGGUCCACAGGUCCAUUCAGAUCCUGAGGGACAAGCAAGAGCUUGCUGAUACUCCGAAAGAAUUGGCCAAGCUUCAGCUUGUUCAGAAAGAGUCAUCUUCUUCAACCCAAUCUCAAUCCAAUGAGGAUAAAUCCUCGCCGUCUGCCUCUGAUGCCAAGAAAACUGAAAACUUUCUGGAAAUGCACAACCAGCAGUUAGCUCUUGCCCUGGCUCAUCAGGUAGCUCCACAGCAACAGCCAGUGGUCCUCCCCUCUCAGCCCGCUCCCCAGAAUGUGAUCCAGCAACAACCCUAUUAUUUAAGUGCAAACCAGCUACCUACUCCAGUAUCCCAGACCCAACACCCCCAGAGUCAGUACCUGCCGUCUGAUUCUCAAUAUUGGACUCCUCCAAUCCACGAGAUCUCGAGGAUUCCACAGCCAGCACAAUCUCAAGUAAAUCAAACACCCCCCAUCCAACCCUUCCCCCAGUAUCAGCUGCAAUGGCCACAGCAAUCACCUCAGCAGGUGCCUCCACCUCAGCAGCCCUCUAUUCAACCUCAGGUUAGGCCCCAGUCAUCAAUAGUUUACCCUCCCUACUCUUCUGGACAACCAACAAAUGCAUCGCCAGAGAGACUGCCUAGCAGCAUGCCAAUGCAAGUGUCAUUUUCAUCCGUUCCUCCUGUAUCCAGCUGUGCUGAUGCUAUGCUUUAUGGAUAUACUGGAGCCAGUAGAACUGGUCCACAGCAGCCUUCUCCUCAACAAGUGAAGGUCCCUUUUGGAGCACAACCAGGUGAUGGUUAUGGAGUUGUUGGCCCCCACCAAGGACUGCCUCCUCCGGGAAGUGCAUAUAUGAUGUAUGACAGUGAAGGAGCCAGAGCACAUCAUCCAGCUCGGCAACCUCACUUCCCACAGGGUGAAUAUACUCCCGCAAAUCUAUCUCUUCAGAAUCCUCAGCCAUCUGCAGCCGCUAUGGUGCGAAAUCCAAACCAUUCACAAUUUGUACGCAACCAUCCCUACAACGAAUUGAUUGAGAAAUUGAUGAGCUUGGGUUUUUCGGGUGAUCAUGUUGUCAGUGUAAUUCAGAGGAUGGAGGAGAGCGGACAGCAUGCGGAUUUUAAUUCUGUAUUCAACAGGUUGAUUGCGAAGUCUUCUGGGGUUUCGUAGUCUCAGAGGGGGUGAAGAGAAAGCAGUGGUGAUCCUCGUUGCUGCUGCUGUGUUUCUACCAUGCAUUUGAAUAAAGUCUGGCACGAUAAUAUCUUGUGCAGGCACAACCUAUAUUUUUCAUGGUUCUUGCUUGCUUAUCUCAUGAAUUGGGCUCCUCUCCCUUUGUCCGAAUAUUAUUGUACAUGGGGAGAUCCCAUUACACCUUAAAUAUCAACUACUGAUUUAUGUGCCAUCUGAUUAUGUUCCUUCACACACUCUGCGUUUUCUCCCC
Tripterygium wilfordii is the source of this 2007-nucleotide messenger RNA. RefSeq names its product activating signal cointegrator 1 complex subunit 2 homolog. The transcript is spliced from 3 exons. Lineage: Eukaryota; Viridiplantae; Streptophyta; Magnoliopsida; Celastrales; Celastraceae. Bases 150 to 1736 code for a protein of 528 amino acids. The record is from RefSeq and is a predicted model, not a curated record.